Molecule: messenger RNA, 1050 nt
Organism: Malus domestica (apple)
Lineage: Eukaryota; Viridiplantae; Streptophyta; Magnoliopsida; Rosales; Rosaceae
Product: vesicle-associated membrane protein 724
Biological process (GO): vesicle-mediated transport
Cellular component (GO): membrane
Source: RefSeq, a predicted model, not a curated record
GCAAAAGUUCUUACUUCAUAACAAAGAAACAAAGACCAACCAGAGCCUUCGAUUUUGUCUGCUACCGCUGCGCUGCUUCCAGACCUCCGAGCGAGCUCACUCGCCAACUCGACAAUGACUCAGGAAUCGUUCAUCUACAGCUUCGUGGCCCGAGGUACGAUGAUCUUGUCGGAGUACACCCAGUUCACCGGCAACUUCCCCGCGAUUGCGGCGCAGUGUCUCCAGAAGCUUCCUUCCUCCAACAACAAGUUCACCUACAACUGCGAUCACCACACCUUCAAUUUCCUCGUGGAGGAUGGAUACGCAUACUGUGUUGUUGCCAAAGACUCUGUCGGCAAGCAGAUAUCUAUUGCAUUAGAACGAGUGAGAGCUGACUUCAGAAAAAGAUAUGGGGGUGGUAAAGCAGAUACGGCUGUUGCCAAAAGUCUUAACAAGGAAUUCGGACCAGUUAUGAAAGAGCACAUGAAGUAUAUAAUUGAUCAUGCAGAAGAGAUUGAAAAACUUUUGAAAGUGAAGGCGCAAGUUUCAGAAGUUAAAAGUAUAAUGUUAGAGAAUAUUGAUAAGGCUAUCGAUAGAGGGGAAAACCUGACUGUUCUUGUUGACAAGACUGAAGAUCUUCGUUCUCAGGCCCAAGAUUACAAAAAUAAGGGAACACAAAUAAGAAGGAAAAUGUGGUAUCAAAACAUGAAGAUAAAGUUGGUCGUUUUCGGAAUCCUCGUACUUCUGGUCCUGGUAAUCUGGCUUUCUAUUUGCCAUGGAUUUGACUGCACGAACUAGUAGUAUUUAGGCACAAAGCAAUGCUUUCAAAUUAUGCGAUACAUGAGCUUCAUUUCAACAGAUUGUGUUGAACAUGGAGGGAGAAGGAGAGGGAGAGGAAGGACGGGGGCAGGCGAGGGGAUAGCGUGAGAGAGAGAAUUCUUACAUUUGGCUUUAUCAAAUUGUUCAUUAUAUAUGUUUCUAGAUUUUUAUUUUGAUAUGGCGACAAUGCAGACAAGGUUUUGGUGAUUAAUUUUUUCGUUUCUGAAUCUUACAUGAUUGAUUAGAUCAGGA